AUGUCUUCCAACACCAGCUCUACCAAUUCCGAAGUACCCUCUUCCUCUAUUGGAUUGCUAACCGUUCUCUUAGAAACAAUAACAACAAGGAUAAUCAGGGAUUAUCGAACCAGGGAUGACACCAUCCAAGAACUCAUUAACGGCCUCGUUACCGAGGCCCGAAUUACCAAAGAAAGACCAAGACAAGGGUCUGAAGGCCUGGGCCAGACAGGUCUUGUUCAAGAAAAGGAGGAGGGAUCCCUCCACGGAGCCCCACCAAUCCCAACCCCCGGCGCUGACUCCACCGACGCAUUGGUGGAAAAAGAAGAGGUCGAGCCGUGGGGGAAGGAGCUCGAUGAAGAGCACCGACAGUUGGCUGGACUUGGCCGACCAACAGGAUGGGGACCUUCUCCAUCAAAACGACCACCACAGGGCCGAAAAUGGCCCUCAGGAACAGAAUGGGAUGAAAAUCCCGAAAACGACCCCUAUGCCCCAGAUCGCUGGGACGAACCGAGGAAUGAUCAGGAUCGACGUACCGAUCCUCGAUCAACAGGAGGCAGCAGGCCUGCCAGAGGACGAAAGUGGCCCCCAGGGACCGAAUGGAACGAGGAUCCCAAGGACGACCCCUACAAGGGUGACCGGUGGGAUACCAUCGACGAAGGAGAGAACGGUCCAAAUGGACCCACAGCCAACAAAUCAGGGAGCAGUAGCUCCCUGGCAGAUGAUGAGUCCCACGACUGGACCAUCAAGGCAAGGAUGGCAACGCGGCCAUCACCUCAGAUCAGCAAUCGAACCCUUCGAAGGUUCUUGCACAAGAAGCUCACCACCUUCUUCCUCAACGGAGACUUCCUUAAGGAAGGGACCCCCCCCUCUUGGGGGUCCCAUACUGGAGAGACCCCAAGGAUCCCCAAGGCCAAUAUCGGCCUGAGGAAGGAAGGAGAAGUGGAAAGGGAAGGGGGUUUUUCUCCCGAAAGUAAUCAGGGGACGGCCAACGCACUGGUGGACUCGGCCAGACAUGCCCGAAGCGCGGGAUGCCGGACCGUUUAUCAUGUGUUGCCUGUCACGGGGCAAUUGGGCCUCACAAUCAGGCCGAGACCAGCACAUUCUCUUCCUCAAGCCCAAUUGUGCCAAGAAACUAAAUGGCCCUUUCCCUCGACUCCUCUAGCCCAAAUUUCACUCGCGAGUUUUUUAAACUCUUCAUUGCCAUUAUCGGAAUACUGGUCGUCUUAUUGGUGCUCGUACAGCUCUGUCGUGGGCACCAAUCAAUUAUCGCCUGGUCUAUCCGUCAUUAUCAUGAAUUCCAACGCAUCCGCCAUAUCUUACGAAAUGUUACACCGGACCUCCCUCUUCAUCACAUCCCUCCUUCCACUCGACCUUCGACGUCCCGACAGCCCGACCAGCCGGAAGGAGUCGACCCCGAGGAUGUCUCAGGAAGAACGUCUUCGGAACACCCGAUGGAAGAAGAGGAACAGGCCCAACAGCACAUAUACCCCCCACAACCCCCGCCGGCAGUCAUUCGAAAUGAAGGAAACCCUUGAGCAACAGGGUUUCGACGUCCCAGGUCUCACACCCCCGUCCGGCCCGUCCAACACAGCAUCCGAGCAGCAAGGACAGCAACCCUCAUCCCUGGCACUAGACACAGCUCGAGGAUCCCACCACACGGUGUCGACAUCAGGAAGGGAUGCCGACCACUGGUCAGAGGUCAACCGGCCAGUACAACGACCUGUUCGGAACUUCGCUGCAGACUUCGCCAAUCAGGCUGCCAGCGACCAGGAAAUUUACAGGGAGAAUGACCUCUUCGGCAGGUAUCUCCGGGCACGGGAACAGGAGCAGAGGAGAAGAGAAGCGGGGAGCGUUAGUGCGACCACUUUGGUCAACACCAGUACCAUCAACUCCCCACUGCCAUUACCCACCCCCUUCGGCACCGAAUCAGACCCAUGGGCGUCCACCGUCGACAUCAUCAUCUUCAGCAACGACGUCCCCAGACAGGAAGAGCUCGACGCUGGGGACAGACCAAGCAGGAGCCUGGGCGAGAGUCUUCUCCUCGCCCCGGCCCAGAAGACGCUGGACCAAGCACCCGACCACCAGACCACUAGACCGACAACAUACGACCUGGCCGACAUUUCCCUCCUCGAGGGGGAAAUGUGGGACCAGGACGACGAGAUAGGCGGCGAGGUGGGCGACAGGGAGGGAGAUUCAAUCAGGGAGGUCAGGGACCUUCCCUUUGAAUCUGAAGAAAGACAGCAUAUAAGGGAGGAUUUACAGUAUGCGGCCGGGGGGGCCAUUUUUACCUAUGAUCAACGAUUUUUGCAGUACGAAACAGGGCCGACACAGCCGGACGAGCCGAGGCAUGGCAAAAGGACAGCAAUCAAGCCAUGGGGGCCAAACGUUCAACCCCCGGAAUCGGCAUUCACGGCAAUAACGGCAUCAUCUCGGCACCUGCAUAACACUUGCACCUUUCCCGGAACGGCAUCUCGGCAGGACCAAAAUCAAUCACAGGCAAUUCGGCAACAUCUAGAACCAAGGAAGCUGCCGACGGAACCACGACCACCUGCCGAACAGCCGCCACCAUACACGGAAACCAGUAGCAUCGCCCAAGGAUGGGCGCAUGCACCUGACAUGGAAAUCCCGACCCCGACAGUUACCAUUCCUGACAUCUACCAACAACAGAUGAUGGAACACAAACUAGCAGGAAAAACGGCUACCGAUUACUUCACAACAUUGGAACGACUCGGUACACUGGCUGGGGUACGGGAUGACAUCACCGACACAGGAUACAUGGUCGAAUGUAUCAAGAUGGGGCUACCACCCAUCUACCUCAUGGCAAUCAAAGAACAGUGUAUCCCGGAUGGUUACGACGAAUGGAAGGGCCGAACCAUCAAGAUAUACGAAGAACGAAAACGACAAAGGGCCGAGGCGAUCGCCAUGGCAUACGGCCACGGGAUCCAGGAGCCCAAAUAG
Guyanagaster necrorhizus is the source of this 2940-nucleotide messenger RNA. RefSeq lists its product as uncharacterized. The record is from RefSeq and is a predicted model, not a curated record. The transcript has 4 exons. The coding region runs from base 1 to 2940 and encodes 979 amino acids. Lineage: Eukaryota; Fungi; Basidiomycota; Agaricomycetes; Agaricales; Physalacriaceae.